AUGGAAGAAGCUACUGAAUCGUGUGUUCCGCACCAUGACAAGGGUUGCUGCUCUCACAGCAACAUGUGGUAUCGUGUCAAGAAGCGGUAUAAGCUCUGUGAUUUUAGUGCUCUUCCCGACUACCUCCAAGACAACGAGUACAUUCAUGGAUAUUACCGAGCUAACUGGCCUCUUAAACACACCCUAUGGAGCAUCUUUCAUAUUCAUAACGAGACCGGAAAUAUCUGGACGCAUCUUAUGGGAUUUAUCCUCUUCCUGAACCUGACCAUCUACACAGCCCAGCAGUUCCCGAAGGUGGUUGAGAUCCCUCUGUCCCACCUCCAUUUUCCUGAAUCCUGGGUCAACGCCACUGACAGCAUUCAUGCACAUCUUCAGCACAUGGAACUUCCGGAUUUCCGUCCCAUAAGAGACGCGCUUACCUCCAUGGAGUUUCCGAAUCUCCAUGCCAUGUACAACUCCCUCCCACACGUCGAGCUCUCUGGAAUCUCUGGAAUCUCGACGUCCAUUUACGAGGCCAUGCCGCACGUUCCGAACAUGCACGAGAUGCAGAGCAUGCUCUCGGCAGUCAUGAAGUCGAAGCUACCAGACCUGGACACGACGAAGCUUCAGGCGAUGCUUCCUCACCUAGAGCUUCCGAAGCUGCAGCAGGUUCAGGCUGCUCUCCUGUGGUACUACGGCUGUGUCCAUCGCUACGCCAGCACGGCCUUGGAAUCCACGCCGGCGUUUCCCACCAGCCCGUUGUGGAAUGAUCAUAGCGUUUUUGGCAACUGC
This is a messenger RNA of Closterium sp. Yama58-4, 771 nucleotides long. The record is from the annotation of a GenBank genome assembly. NCBI's taxonomy places the organism in Eukaryota, Viridiplantae, Streptophyta, Zygnematophyceae, Desmidiales, Closteriaceae.